AUGAACAGCAUCGUGAAUUUGUUUACUAAUUUUAAGGGCUUCUACAGCGAGAUCAACGGUGCCACACUAACCGGCGCCAUCGAUGUGGUCGUUGUCCAGCAACCGGAUGGAUCCUACCUUGGUUCUCCGUUUCACGUGCGCUUCGGCAAGCUCGGAGUCCUUCGCAGCCGGGAAAAGGUUGUCGACAUCACGGUGAACGGGGAACCGGUCGAUUUGCAGAUGAAGCUCGGUGAAUCGGGUGAGGCAUUUUUCGUGGAAGAAUGCGCCGAAGAUGACGUCGAAGUGCCGGCACACAUGGCCACCUCACCCAUACCGACGCAUUCCUUCCUGAGCGAUGAAGCCGGAGGGCCGAGUUUCCUCAAGGAUGUUGGCCAGCUGGCUGGAGGUGAGACGAGUGGUCCCACUGGAGGAGGCCCGGGAGUUGGAUCGGUGACGGAAGUGGGCGAGGAAGCGGUCAAACUGAUGGUGACACGAGCGGAAGACGGUGUAGACGUGCAGGAGGACAUGCUGCCACGGUUGCGCCGUAAUUCCGUCGAUAUGUCCAACGAAAAUGGUGAGCUGGAGCGGGCGAAGUAUGAAAACCAAAGAUCCGAGUACAGCCACCGGCGGCACACGGACAACGUGACCAACAGGCCGGAUCUGUCACUGACGAAGAAGGAGUACACAAUGCAGAAACUGCGCCAGGAAUGGACCGCCGCUACGGAAGCUGCUGAGCAGGAGCAGAUCUUCCAUCUAGAGGGGUUAGACAACGCGCCACUUGAGGGAGAAGGAAGUGGUGGAUCGGUUAGUGCGGAGGUGAACAGUAGCUGGAAGAAUAGCACACCUCUCCCAACGUCCACCGUCGACGUAAAUGCUCCUGAAAUGGAAGAGGAGAAGCACUUUAAACCGAUCGAUGCUCAACCCACCACCGAAAGUGGCAAUAGAACUGGCCAGGCUACCGAUUUGGCCUCUGUCGUGGUACAGAGCGCUGCGGGAGAUGCCGCUGGUGAUUCGAAAUCGAAAAAGAAACGCAGGAAGAAGUCGGUCAUGAAGAAGAAAAACUCACAACGUAAGAAUUCCGCCAGUAGCAGUUCCGGGGCUGGAUCGAAUCAUUCCGAUCCGAAUGAAGGCACGGAAACGGACAGUUUAACGGCGUCCCAGGUGACGGUUUCGUCGACGAGUGGUAGCUCCUUGCCGAAGGAGGACACGGCGACUGAGGAACCCGUGGCGGAAGAAGCCGCUCCAACGAAGGAAGGCCGCGAUAGCCCGGAACUAAGUGGACCAGUGAUGUCUUCUAGCCACCACGCGGAGCUGGACAUUCACUUUUUCAGCGAUACGGACAUUGGAACGGGUGUCAGCCCGCAACAGUCGCGUCCUUCCACGCCGAUCCAGAGCGAUACGGAGUUCGAGAUGUCACAGCGCGAAAAACCACUCACCGAGGACGAACGGUUGAUGUACGGUAACUCCUGGAACUGGGGCGAGCUUCCGACACAGGUGGAACCGAACGGAAACGAUGCCGAGGGCGUUAAGCAGGCCCAACACAACUCGAUGCUGAACGGACUGAUGAGCUUGAUGAAGUACAACAACAAGAAAAAGCGCCAAAGUGUGCCGGAUGGGAUGUACCUGUCGGAUCUGGACAAGCUGAAUGAGCCGGAGAUCGCGCAGCUGUACUUUCCGACGUUUUCGAAGCUAAAACACGAGCAGCAGCAGCAGCAGCAAGGCCAAACGGCUAGUGGUGAUGAUGAGGAUCGUGAGAGUGGAAAUGGGACGUCGAUUCCGCAAAGUCCGACAUCGAUGGAAGGUCCUGGUGGUAAGGGAAUUGAUUCGGAUUUUGAUGAGCGUGAUCAUCUCACCGCGGUUGGGGAGGAUGAGAAGCUGCGAGCCGGUGAGGACAUGGUUGAUCAAUCGAUCAAUUCGUUUGCGUUGUCGCUGUGUGGUGGAUUGGAGGAUCAGCAAGGACCGUCGGAUGAGCAGUUCGAGCGGCACCGUUUGCAGUACGCCAAUGUGUUGGCCGAUCCGAGGGUGUUUAAAUCACCCGAUCUCGUGGUGCGCAUUAACGGGAAGUACUACAGCUGGGAGGUGGCGUGUCCGCAGGUUAUGACGAUCCUUGCGUUUCAAUGUGGGUUACCGGAUCAGCUGCUGGUGAGCAGCAAAGGGGCUGGAGGUGUGGAGACGGAUGGUUCAAAGAAGGAUGUAACGUUGCAGAAUCAGCAACGGCCGGAGCAGCAGCAAGCCCAACAACCGCAAGCAAACGCCGGUGGACGUUGGUGGUAUUGGCGUCGUUCGAAUGAAUCGAAACCAACCCCAGCCGGUGGAACCGAACUGGCUUUGACGCCUUCAUCUCCGACCGGAGCACAGGAUGAGCCCACCGGGGAAGGCCCUGACGGGAAGGUUUCGACAGCUGUUGCAACGCAAACGUCCCGUUCGAACUCGCCGGAUGAUGAGAGCCCGAGUCGGGGUGUUUCCGUUUCGGUGCCUGCGUACAAGAACACUUCAAAAACGGAGGAUGGCUACAAUGGGUCACUGUCGUCGGAAGAUUCGGAGCUAACGAUGGAUAAGUCCCUGCCGGUUGGUUCGCAUCUGGACAACAGUGCCGAGAAGCAGCUGGAUCUGCUGGGUUGCGGAGAAAAGUAUCGAAAAACGCUCCGGCUGUCGUCGGAACGGAUCGUUGAGCUGAACCUUUUGGAUGGGAUGAAUGAGAUCGAAUUCAGCGUAACUACUGCCUACCAGGGGACAACGCGGUGCAAAUGUUACCUCUUCAAGUGGCGCCACAACGACAAGGUCGUGAUUUCGGAUAUUGACGGGACGAUUACGAAAUCGGAUGUGCUUGGCCACCUGCUGCCGAUGGUGGGUAAAUCCUGGGACCAGAUUGGUGUUGCUCAGUUGUUCACCAAGAUUGAGGAAAAUGGGUACAAGAUGCUGUAUCUUUCGGCGCGUGCCAUCGGGCAAGCCAAAACCACACGUGGUUACUUGCAGUCGAUCCGCCAAGGAGACGUUAAACUGCCGGACGGGCCUUUGCUGCUUAAUCCUACGUCCCUGAUGUCGGCCUUCCACCGGGAGGUGAUCGAGAAGAAACCGGAGCAUUUUAAGAUCGCCUGUUUGAACGACAUCCGUGACCUGUUCCCGGAGCGAAACCCGUUCUACGCUGGGUAUGGUAACAGGAUUAAUGAUGUUUGGGCGUACCGAGCGGUGGGCAUUCCGACGGCCAGAAUUUUCACCAUCAACCCGAAGGGAGAACUGAAGCACGAUCUGACACAAACAUUCCAAUCGACCUACGCCAACAUGGCAUACAUAGUUGAUCAGCUUUACCCACCCAUCAAACACAUUGAGGAGGAAGACAACGAAUACACAAGCUUCAACUACUGGCGCGAGCCGGUGGCUGAGAUUGAUUUUGCUGCCUGUGACAUAUCCGGUUCCUCCUUGUCGUCCUCGAUUGCUGCCACGCAACCGUCUACGUCCGGAUCCCAACCAUCGGGCAAGAUCACUCCGACAGCGACGAUCAUGCAGCAAGCCCUGCCUACCAUUCCUGAAAACUAAACAAGCAAGAAAAACAAAAGCGAGAAAGAUCGUAGUCACUACUUCUUACCAACGCUGGAGUAAGCCAAAGGAAAUUAAGGAUACCCCCCCUUCUUCAUGCGCGCUGACAUGACGAUUGCCUCAUACCCCGAUCUCGCGCGUUGACAGGAUCUUCUUUUCAUUGUAGAAGAAAGGAGCGUAUGCAAAAACCAUACAGGAAAUGGAUGAUUAGGGUGUUGAUCGUUAGAUUUCUACGCAUCGAUAACAAUAUACAUAUACACAUGCAAGCUAGGCGUACAGUUAGGGUAAAUCAGAGUUCGUAUUAAUAAUAUCGUGCAUAUUAUGUCAUAGGCUUUAGUGCUUUCCAAUGACGCAGCCCAUCAAACCACAUUUGAUCGCGUUGCUUCCAGAGAUGAUUGGCUUUUGAGGGAUUGACUUUUGUUGGCGCACUGGAGGAAGCGCACCCAUGCUGGUGUUAUCAUUCCACCAGUGUCGUGCGCAAAACGCCCCCGCCAGUGAGUGAUCGAAGAAUGUGCAGGGAAAAGAAACAUAUGCAAAGCAUCAGAAUCGAAGCAGGCUUGGAAACGUUGAACGCAGCUAGGUGCAAUUGGUGGAUACAUCGGCGGUUAGCGAUACCGAGCGCAGUGAUAUAGCAGGAAUGGUCCUAUCGGGUGUGUGUGUGUAUGUGCUAUACUUUGAGAAGGCACUUUAAUUUGUGGGAAUAUUGCUUUGGUUCGCUUCGAAACGAUCCGUUUGUCAAUACGGGGCUCGCUGUUAGCUAAAGAGAAUCCACGCUAUUGGCUGUGGUGCUGUGUCGGCAGGAGACCAACAAGAGUAUGUGAUAAUUUUCUUUAUUUAUUUUGUUCUUUUUUUAGCAUUUCUUAGUAUGAUUCUUUUAUGUUUACGUAUAUCCUAAUGUGUAGGUAAUUUAACGCAUAAUGUUAUCGUAAGUGAACACUGAACGGUCGCAGUAGGUUAAGGCAUGGCAGCAAGGAUAGAUGAACGCCAAUCGAACUGAACAAUCGUUCCACAGUUGUGCUAUUAAGUUGGACACAAAAAAAGAGAGAUCAAUGCAAAAGCCGCCCUAUGUUAAGUACUUGCAUCUCGCCUUAUAUUUCGUAGGUGUCGACUUUUUUUAGUUUCCGUUAGCAACAAAAAAAAAGGCGCAAAGUGAGUUUUCUCUUGCAAUCUGUUUCGUAUUUAUGCGGCGUAUUUGUAGCAUCAUCAUCAUCAUUGUUUGAAGCAUCAUUUGUGUCUUCAAGCCGCUAGCUUAGAAAGAUAGUGAAUGUUGAAAAUGCAGAUAACGUGGGUCUGAAAUAGUAGCUUUUGCGUGCAAAAAUGCUAAUGGGUUGCGGAACUGUUAAUACAGUGUACGGCAAACCAUAA
Messenger RNA from Anopheles nili, 4881 nucleotides. RefSeq names its product phosphatidate phosphatase LPIN3 (gene Lpin). Gene Ontology annotation, biological process: cellular response to insulin stimulus; fatty acid catabolic process; triglyceride biosynthetic process. The coding region runs from base 1 to 3516 and encodes 1171 amino acids. The transcript has 4 exons. NCBI's taxonomy places the organism in Eukaryota, Metazoa, Arthropoda, Insecta, Diptera, Culicidae. Gene Ontology annotation, molecular function: transcription coactivator activity; phosphatidate phosphatase activity. Gene Ontology annotation, cellular component: nucleus. The record is from RefSeq and is a predicted model, not a curated record.